Messenger RNA from Tarenaya hassleriana, 1512 nucleotides. Its product is annotated as lysophospholipid acyltransferase LPEAT1-like. The record is from RefSeq and is a predicted model, not a curated record. Lineage: Eukaryota; Viridiplantae; Streptophyta; Magnoliopsida; Brassicales; Cleomaceae. Gene Ontology annotation, cellular component: endoplasmic reticulum. The coding region runs from base 215 to 1396 and encodes 393 amino acids. Gene Ontology annotation, molecular function: lysophosphatidylethanolamine acyltransferase activity. The transcript has 8 exons. Gene Ontology annotation, biological process: phospholipid metabolic process.
CAGAACCUCUGUUUCAGUUUUUUUGGCGAGUCCAAAGCAUAAACGAAUGCUGAAAUCUACAGGGGAAAUCUAAGAGUUAUCAACGAUGACAUUCUUCCCAGAUCUAUGAUCUAUUUUCUCGCCAUCCAGACAGAUGAACCCAAUUUCCCUUUUGUAAUUUCGAACUCCUGAUGACCUAAUUCGGGAUAAAAUUGCGAUUUUGGGUUUAGAGAAGAUGGAAUCGGAGCUCAAGGAUGUGAAUUCGAAUCCGCAGUCGAGCAAAGAGGAACGGCCCUUGCUCAAAUCGGAUUCCGAUACCGCGGUCGCCAUUGAAGAGCUCGAUAAAAAGUUCGCGCCUUUCGCGAGAAAGGAUUUGUACGGGACGAUGGGUCUGGGUCCGUUUCCGGUGACGGAGAGGAUUAAAAUCGCAGUGGCGAUGGUGACUCUUGUUCCAUUGCGGUUCCUCCUGGUGAUGAGCGUUCUAUUUAUGUAUUACUCGAUAUGUAGGGUUUGUACAAUGUUCUCGGCCCCGAAUCGUGAGGCCGAGGAAGAGGAAGAGGAAGAGGAAGGAGUUGUGGUGCAGGAAGAUUAUGCUCACUUGGGAGGAUGGAAAAGGGCUGUGAUAGUCCGAUGUGGGAGAUUUCUGUCUAGGGUUUUGCUCUUCGUGUUCGGAUUCUAUUGGAUUCAUGAGAGUUAUCGAGAUUCGACCAUGGAUUCUAAACCCAAAACUACUUCUGACAAGAAUGGCGAGAAUGACGAAGCUGAGGAACCUGAAAGACCAGGAGCUAUAGUAUCUAAUCACGUGUCGUAUCUGGACAUUUUGUAUCAUAUGUCUUCUUCUUUUCCGAGUUUCGUUGCAAAGAGAUCAGUGGGCAAACUUCCUCUUGUUGGCAUCAUCAGCAAAUGUCUUGGCUGUGUCUACGUUCAGCGAGAAGCAAAAUCACCCGACUUCAAGGGCGUAUCUGGCACUGUAAAUGAAAGAGUCCGAGAAGCAUACCAGAAUAAAUCUGCUCCAACCAUUAUGCUUUACCCAGAAGGGACAACUACCAAUGGGGACUACUUGCUUACAUUCAAGACAGGUGCUUUUUUGGCUGGGACUCCUGUUCUUCCCGUGAUUCUAAAAUAUCCUUAUCGGCGUUUCAGCCUUGCAUGGGAUACAAUAUCUGGGGCACGCCAUGUGAUUUUUCUUCUCUGUCAGUUUGUGAACCACAUGGAGGUGAUACACUUACCUGUAUAUUACCCGUCCCAGGAAGAGAAAGAUGACCCAAAACUCUAUGCUAGUAAUGUCCGGAGAUUAAUGGCUUCAGAGGGUAACUUAAUUCUGUCGGAUUUGGGACUUAACGACAAACGGAUAUAUCACGCAACUCUCAAUGGUAAUCUUAGUCUGACUAGUGUUUUCCAUCAGAAAGAAGAAUGAUAAUUCAAUGAAACUUGCUCUCUGCCUGUCAAUGUCUGUAAUGUAGUGAUUUGCCCGAAAACCAUGAGCGUGAUUCACAGAUCGGAUCUCUGAUAAUAAAAAUCGAAACUUUGUUA